AGGAGAUUCCGUUGAUUGCAUGUCAUGACUAUCCGACUCUCAUGGCAAUUCAAUACCCUUUCACCUCUUACGCCUGUCCAUGCUCCGACCUGACCUCGCCCCCGCCCUCUACUGUCAACAGACGCACAUCAUUCCACCCCUCCGCCAUCCAACUCGACGAAGACCAAACCUUCAACCCCCACUCUCCACGCGCCAACCACGCCCUCUAUCCCCUCGACCAUCUCCUGUAUUGCGAUGAGUGCGAUGCUCUGCGUUGUCCCCGAUGUUGGACGGAGGAAGUACUAUACUGGUAUUGUCCAAUGUGUCUGUUCGAGGUGCCGAGCUCGGCGGUGAAAGGCGAUGGGAACAGAUGCUCGAGGAGCUGCUAUACCUGUCCAUCGUGUACAUCCCAACUAGCUGUCACCCAAAUCACCGGUCGAAAAGAGGAUGGUGAUGCGACUGCCGAUCGUGACACAUACAUCCUGCAAUGUCCGUAUUGUGACUGGAGUUCGCUCGAAAUCGAUCUGCAAUUCGACAGACCCACCAAAAUCACCGAACAGAUCUCACGAUUACGCAAAGCGAGAACAACUGCGGAACAGGAGAAAGCGGCGCCCGAUGCGAAACCAUUGCUCCAUGAAGACGCUUUCGCCAACCUGACCACCUUCUACAAGGAGCAAUUAAGUGACACGACUGAUCCGCAGAAUCCGUACUCAAACAGUCCCUAUUCUUCUCCGGCCAACCUCGCGCGAAUCAUGAGCCUGUACGGCGGCCUCCCGUACAACGCUCUCAAGAAGAGCAAAGAGAAGCCGCAGCCCAUGCGGGAAGCCCUCCAGCCAUCCGAAGGCUUGAGAACAUACACCGAUGCCGACUCGGACGCCAACAUCAUUCAACAAAUGCAAACCCUAGGCUGGGACCGCACGACAUCCGCCCAUCAGAGAAAUUCGGCCCCCACGAAUGAUGAUGCUCGAUUCACCGACCAGCUGUGGCCAGCUGCCGCUCCACUCUGCACACGAAGAGGCAAGCGCUGCAAAGCCUGCCGCCAAUUCCUUACCCGACCCGAGGGCAAGGUGGGUAGCAUGAAGUACCGCAUUCGUCUCCUCGCCGUCAAUCACAUUCCCCGCUUGUCAAUCCGCCCUUUCCUCCCGCAGCAGCAAACUACCGGCGCACCAACAACGAAUCCAGCAUUCCAUCUUCGCGCAGAAGAACUCCCGACACCAGAACUCCUUCAGCCCUACCAAACGAAGCAGUACAUCCUGACCGUCCGCAACCCCCUCUUCGAAUCCGUGCACAUCUCCCUCGCCACGCCCGCUACCACGCCAGGCAAAGUCGCUUCCCGCGUCACCAUCCUCUGCCCUACUUUCACCGUUGGCCCGGCCGGGGAGUUGUGGGAUGAUGCGUUGGCCUCAACCUCGAACUCUUCCACGACUAGUGGCGACGGAGGUCGAAGCGCGGCCAUGGCUUCGCUGACGGGUUCCAUGGCGGAGAGCUCGAUGGCGGAUAGGCAACCCGAGGCAGGGAAGAUAUGGACCAAGACGCGGAAUAGUACGUCCGUGGUAAUGGAGAUUGUACCCGGCUCCGUGGGUGUGGGGACGACAAGGAUAGUAUCGGGUGCCGAGGAGCAUGACGAUACCGGUGGCGCGGGAGAAGACGAGGAUGUGCUCGAGGUGCCGGUUUACGUGCGGGCGGAAUGGGAGGUGGAAGUGAAGUUGGGAGAGAGUACAGGGAAGAGGAAGUUUGAUGCCGACCCUGGUGCUCCCUUGAGGAAGGAGCUGGGCUACUGGGUUGUGCUGAGCGUAGGGAGGAUUGCGUCUUGACAGUUGUGCAUACGCUAAGCAGCUGCAUGAAUGCAGUCAAGUGACAGCCAUCAACAACCCCCCAUCAUCCACCGUAAACC
Messenger RNA from Neohortaea acidophila, 1873 nucleotides. RefSeq names its product dynactin p62 family-domain-containing protein. The transcript is spliced from 2 exons. NCBI's taxonomy places the organism in Eukaryota, Fungi, Ascomycota, Dothideomycetes, Mycosphaerellales, Teratosphaeriaceae. The record is from RefSeq and is a predicted model, not a curated record. The coding region runs from base 42 to 1793 and encodes 583 amino acids. Gene Ontology annotation, cellular component: dynactin complex.